AGAACCUUUAUUACUGUCAAGACUCUCCACUCUCAUGUCCGGUUUAAUAGUGCAAAACAGAAGUUCAAAGUUCAGCACGAACAUACUCCCGGGAAAAAAACAACACUUUUGUAACUCAGCUGAGCCUGUCCUUAUAACUAAUGAAGUUCAAUACUCAAAAGGGUCGAUAAAGAAUUCUAUUCAUAAUGAAGACAGGUAAAUUUUAUUUCUUAAACAGUUAUUAAUUUCAUCGAUGAAUUUACGUGUUCAUGAUAUUAUCAAUGAUAUUAUUUGUUAUAUUCUGAAUCUGCAAAGAACCAAUUACAGGACUACAUCACAAUAAUCACAUCGACAUCACAUAAUAAUAACGAUAUAAUUAUUAUAAUAUAACUUAAUAUAAGUAUAAGUAAGGGAUCAGGUCAGGAAUCCAAAAGUAUUGUCAGUUUUGUAAACUCAAAAUAUUGUAAUUUUAAUGAAAAUGACUAAUUAUUUUACCAUUGCUAACGAAUUUUUAAAUGAUACUAUUGACAACCAUACCUAUAGCUAUAGGCCUAUAGGCUAUAUAUUAUAAAUAAUAAAUAAUUAAUAGGCCAUUGGAAUUGGAGAAGACUAGCACUGGUAGUAUUAACCGUAACUGUAGUGACAGGGCUAGUUUUGUGUAAUUGGGCUAGGGCGGCCUAGGUUAGGGCUAAUACCCUGUAGUGAGUAUUGUAAAAAAUAGCAACACAAGUUUAUAAGCUUAAGCGAAGCCGACAAUGGAGACUAAAGUAUAAAUCAGUGGUUUUUAUAGUCACGUGGGCUUUUGAUUAGCUCAGGGGUGCACUGAAUGACCCUUUUUUUAAAGAGAUGACUGAUGAGGGAGUGUGGGCGGAGCUGGGCCCAAUACCAUACUUUGAACUUUGUGUGAAGAGCUUCAUUCUCAGUCUUAAUUGAAAAGGGGGGCCCCUGGGGAGGUCCAAGGAAAAGUUGUGCCCAGGGUGAAGCAUGAAAUGGAUGGUUCCCCCUCCCUGUUUCAUCAGUAAAUGACAUAGGCAUUAUCAUUAUAUUUUUAUUUAUUAAAUAAAAGGGAUCGUUACAGUAACGUUCAUCGGGGAUGGGGGAGCAGAAAUUGAGGGAGCCAAAACUACUGUGUGUGUGUGGGGGGGGGGGGGCCUUUAAGCUGCUUAAUUUAAAAACGAUUUUUUAAAAAUGGGCUUUUAGGAUUUUUUUUUGUUGUAAAAAAUUAUAUUUUUAUUUAUUAAAUAAAAGGGAUCGUUACAGUAACGUUCAUCGGGGAUGGGGGAGCAGAAAUUGAGGGAGCCAAAACUACUGUGUGUGUGUGGGGGGGGGGGGCAUCUAAGCUGCUUAAUUUAAAAACGAUUUCUUAAAAAUUGGCUUUUAGGAUUUUCUUUUGAUGUAAAAAAACUGGAUGAUAAAUCUAUUUUUCAUAAUUGAUAUAAAUAAACAGGGGAACAUAACUCACAAUUAAAGUUGUUAGUGAAUUGGAGGAAGGGCUGCUGCAAAAAUGAUAUUGAGAAGAAGCCAAAGUUAAAGAAAUGGUACCAAGAGUUUUGACUUCAAAAGGAACAUUUCUAUUUCUAUAGGUAUCUUGCAUAGUACAAGGUGGUUAAGAAGCUCAUUGUUGCAUUUCUAUCAACAUCGUAUUUGAUGGAAGGUGGUUUAAGUGAUGUUCUUAAACUUUGCUCCAUGCAAAGAACCAGGGUAGAUAUUAGAGCAUAGUGAAUUCAUUUUCUGCUAAGAGACUUCAAACCAGUCAUUGAAAACUAGCCCAGCCCAACCAUUGUAAUAACUAUUGAAGGCACAAGAUAUAAAAAAUUCUUGGUAAAUAAUAAUUUUGUUUUUUUUAAUCUCUUUUUAAUUAAUCAGCUUAUUAAAGAAAUAAUAAAAGUAAAAAGAUCAUUUGUAUUAAGUAAAAAACUCUGCUCUAAGUUACACGUUGACAUUUAAUUGUAUAAUUAUUUUCUUCUGAUGGUCCUGCAGUUUAUUAAUCUGUAAAGUUUUAUAAGAGGCCGUGCUCAGGACUAGUUUGUGUCCCAAAGGGAGAAAGGGGAAGUGGUGGCUGAAAAAUAUUAUGAGAACCACUGCUGGGAAUUAUACUCAUAAAAUGUAUUUUGUUUAGGACUAGUCUUUCUCAACAAGGAAAGUGAAUAAGUAGACAUUUAUCAAUUUGUAACAAUUUUUAUUGAGAAGAAGUAAGCUUACAGCACAAAGAUAUUUGAGUUUAAAGGCAUGUUGUUCUUUGAACUAUCAAAAUUGGCAUUUACAUUGAUGUUGCGACGAUAAUCUUAGAGAUAGUCUAAUUGAAUAAUUGUAUUUAAAUUAUGACAGCGCAUCAAACUUUGUCUUUUUAUACAGUUAUAUUAGUAUCAACAGCUCUACAAACUAUAUGUCAAAUGUCUUCUUGAUACAUGCCAUAAAUAAAGUUUAUAAUGAGUGACACAUUAUUCUUUCCAUUCAAGCGAUUACUAAAUAAAAUAUUGUUUAUAUUUAUAUCAUUGCCUGAAAAAUUUAAUUCAAAGCUUUCAAUUAAUUUGUAAUUACAAUUUUUUUUAAACAGAAUUAAUGUGUGGGAGGCUGGUGACAUUAAGUAAACACCUGUUGCAAUUUUCCCCGAGUUCUCCUUCACUGUUCAAAAAUCCUGUCAUCAGUGCCUGCAGCAGUACAAAAACUCAUGAGGCUUUCAUUACAGUUGAGCCCCAGGUAAAAUGCCUGAAGAGGAAAAGAUGGUUUGGGGGGGGGGGGUGCAGGUUACUCGGUUUGGGCACCUGUGUGGGGUGGGGGUGGGGGCCAAAAUUGUCUUUAGAUAGGACCUUAGUAGUUCAUUAAACUAUAAAAUCUCAUGUUAUUCACAAAGUCAAGGGUCGCAAAAAUCCUUAUUUUACUGAUGGGCACAGGUGGAAUUUUUUCUAUAUAUUGAUUGGGGCCAUUUUUAGGCGUCGCUGCUAGAUGCCGCUUUUUUUCAGUGGAGUCCUGCAUGUGUUCUGGUGUAAAAAUAUUGUAAAUUGAAAAUAAAUAAAUAGAUUUAUAAGCUAGGAAAGAAUCCAAGAAAAUGCAUCAUUUGAUUUAUAUAACUAUCUUUGUAAUGUGAUUGAUUUCUUUUUAAAACUAAUUUACCUUUAUUAUGAAUUCGUAUGAUUUUACUGCAUUUUGAUAAUGAAUUAUGUUUUGUGAUAGUCAAAUGUUUUACUACAAUUUUUUUGUUUAGGUCGGUCUCUAUGAUGAAGUGGUCAAGAUUCAUUGUCACAGAUUUCCAACAGGAGUUAAAAUUACUCUACAUGGCGAAGUUGAAAAUGACAGGAAAAACAUUUUUGCUUCAUGUGGUUAUUAUAGCACUGACCACAAUGGGCACAUUGAUGUGACAGCACAGUCAAGCCAAGGAGGCACAUACACAGGUUAUUUGUUUGUUUUAGUACCCGGUUCAUAAGAAGAGCAUAUUAUGUUGUUUAGUAGACAUACAUAAAAGUAUUUCUACCGCUUUGGAAAAGUUUAGGUGACUUUGCCUGGAUCAUCUAUGAUAAGUAAUAUAUAUUUCCUAAUUAAUAUAAAACUCCUUGAGUCAUGCUCUGACAUAAAAUCUGUGACUUGGGUAUAAUAAAUUUAUAAAUGUUGUCUGCAGCCUAAGCCAUAGUUUCACAGCUUCUGAUCUUAUCUGUAGGUGUAGAGCCAAUGGGUAUCUUUUGGAGUUUAAAACCAGCACCUGGCCAGCCCCCAACCAGCAGGUUGAUCAUAAAAGAUACAGAGCGCCCUUGCAUUUUCCGCCUUCGGGCCUACUUAGGCCACCUAAGUCUGGCUUCUAUUUACAGUCAACCUGUGUCUCAACUGGAAAUUCUUGCCUCUUUAAAUGUGGAAAGAUGGGUUAAGGGUAAAGAUGUAACAAGAUUAGAAAUAGAGGAAGGUCGAGUCAGAGGAGUCUUGUAUCUUCCUAAAGGUUAGUGAGGGGAAGUCAUAUGUAAUAAAAAUAUUUUGAUUUAAAAAAAUUAAUAUGUCAACUAUCAAUAGCUUUGAUAAAAAUUAAUUUACUUAUAUAUCAACUGCUUUUAUGCAAGGAAGGAUAGAUUUAAGAAUAAAAAAUGAUGAUUAGAACUAGAUGUGUUCAUGAGUUGUGUAUGAGAAUAACAGCCAAAUUGUCAUUUCCCAUUUGUUGAUGGUUGAGAUCUUCUAUAAACUUCAUGAAUUAUAUAUUCAAUUUGAACUUGUACCAUUCAAACUUUUUCGCAGGUGAAGGGCCAUUCCAAGGCGUCAUUGAUAUGUUUGGUGCCAAUGGAGGUGUCAUCGAAUACAGAGCUGCAUUACUGGCAUCGAGAGGGUUUGCUGCCCUUUGCCUACCUUACUUUAAGUUCAAGGACUUGCCCAAAGAUUUAAGCACGCUGGACUAUGAUUAUUUUGAGGUGCUUCUAUCUGAAUCAAUGUUCACUUAUAAUAACUUGAAAAAUGUUCAUUUAUAAGUGAAAUCAAAUGUAUCAAAUGUUUUAUUAUUAUGAUUUUGUGUGUCGUGAAGUCAUAAGACCAGAUCAAGUUCUUUAGGCCCUAGGCAGAGUCAACGUUGUGGCCCUAGGCAGAGUCAACGUUGUGGCCCUAGGCAGAGUCAACAUUGUGGCCCUAGGCAGUCAACAUUGUGGCCCUAGGCAGAGUCAAUGUUGUGGCCCUAGGCAGAGUCAACAUUGUGGCCCUAGGCAGAGUCAACAUUGUGGCCCUAGGCAGAGUCAACGUUGUGGCCCUAGGCAGAGUCAACAUUGUGGCCCUAGGCAGAGUCAACAUUGUGGCCCUAGGCAGUCAACAUUGUGGCCCUAGGCAGAGUCAACGUGGCCCUAGGCAGUCAACAUUGUGGCCCUAGGCAGAGUCAACGUGGCCCUAGCCAGAGUCAACAUUGUGGCCCUUGUAUAUGCCUUGUCCAUUUAUGGAAUGAGGGCCUAAAAGAUGAGGGUUUAGAGCUUGACGCGCAUUUCUGAUUUAAUACCCCAAACUGGUAAUUUGCACAAAUAUUUCCAAGUGCUGUUAACCACAGUACCAGUGAAAAGUGGAUGAUAACAUAUAACGUAUGGGGGGGGGGGUCCUCUUAUGCUUAUUGUGUCCCCUUGAAGGCCCAGACGUCUUUGAGUCCCCCACCCCCCCCCCCCCUUUUUUUUAUACUAAGAAGAAAGAUUUAUACCCUAAACAUAUCAAGCCUAAACAUAUCUUGUUCCACUAUUUAUUGAAGUAAGAAUAAUCUUCUUUUUUCUUGCCAUACAUAAAAUGGCAGUGGCUGAAUGUUAUGGGAUGCAGCCAAUAGUAUUGAUAUUUUCUAAAGCAACGCAACAUCAGGGGACUAAUAAACCUUUUAACACCAUUGAGUGACUCUUAAACCUUUAAACAGCAAGCAAAAAAAACAAAUAGUUUUGAUCAAGUUCUAUCAAAAUCAGAUCAUAUUUCAAAAGUUUACUUACACUGACUUAAUUAUGGGGGAAAUUCCAAGACACCUGUGUUACCAGCAACAUUAGGUUCCCUAUCAUUCCACAUGAAGUGGAUAUUGUUUGCAGAUGUUAGAUGGUUUAAUUUUUCAUGUAUUUCUUUAGGUGUCAGGGGAGAUAAUGCGUCUUUUUGUUGUUUUAAUUUAGGAAGCCAUAAACUGGCUCAGCAGUCAUCCCAAGGUUCACAGUCAAGGCAUUGGUGUUGUCGCAACCUCAAAAGGUGUUGAGAAUGCUUUAUUUAUGGGUGCCUACUCUCCUAAAGUAAGUGGAGUAGCCUGCUACAAGAGAGUCAGAUAUUUAUCACUAGGUAUUUUUAUGAAGCAAUGAUUUUCUGGCAGCUGAGCCAACUGGUCAGAUUCAAACUAAUAGUUUUUCAACUGGUCAUAUUCAAACUAUUUAAAAGGAUGACAAAUGUUAAUAACUCUACGAAAUAUGUGACUGUUUCUGACUUUGUGGUUGAAUUUUUUUUUAAAACAUCAUUAACCCCCUUCCUAUAAAUAACUGAUUUACUAAGAAAUUCAUUCCACGCUAUUUGUCUAUAGUUCCAUACAGUAGCGUAGCUAAGGUUAAUGUCUCCCUGGGCCAAUAUUUAUGUUUGCGCUCCCUUUUCACAGAAAAAUACUCUGAAAAUCCUGCCCCUCCAUAAUAUAAAGAAAAAAGAUCGGCCUGAUUUGGACGACCCCACACCCCCCACCCACCUCCUUCUGCACCCACCUUCCUAUACUACUGGGCCCAUACUCUGCCAUAUAUAUAAGAAUGAGCUAGGCUGACCGUAACGCCAAAGAACCGAAAAAAUUUAAAUACGUUUGGAUUCUUAAAAAUGAUCAUAGUUAUUUUCUAUUUUACCGAAAUCGAAUAAAUUUAAACGUGCAAAAAAUAUUAUGUAUCCACUUUUAUUUUAGUAAAUAUUCUCUUCAAAACCAGACACAGAAGCAUUGCAAAUCCCCUCUACAAGCAUUAGAGCCAGAAUGAUCAAUACAUUUAUCAUGGGCCCUUAAUAUAUAGAAGUAGUACGGGUAGUAGAAGAUAAAUUAAAAAUAAAUUUAAAUUAAAAACUAAGGAAAUAUCUAAAGCAUUUUAUAUGCGUUUGAAAGUUAUGAAAAAAAAGUUUUACAAAAAAUUGUUAUCAAAGAAUUAUGCUGUAAUCACUUUUAUCUUGAAAACCCAAACAUCAGCAGUUUUUAAUAAGUUUUUUAGUGCGCUGUUAAUUUUGGGAAAUAAAAUUAAAAUUAAUACCUUCUAAAUAAAUAAGCAAACGACAUCAAAGCACCAAUCGCCUAUUUUAGCCUAAACUCCUAAGUUUCUUUGAUUUAAUAAAUGUGUGUUACAAAACUGAUAAUAUAUUUUCCUCAACUUAAAAGUAAAAUUAAUAAAUAUAAUUGAUUGGUUGCUUUUUAAAUUGAUAAUAAAACACCCAAAAAUUUUAGCUUUUUAAAAUUCUAAUAAUAUGCUUUUAUUAAAUUUAUAGCAUAAUUAAAAACUAACCUUUAAAUAUACUUCUCGUAAACAAAAUGCUGUUUAAGUCAAUCAGUACAGCAAAAUUUCAUAGCCAAAUAGCAUUGACUAAUCCACUGAUGACUCAUCCAAAUAGCAUUGACUAAUCCACUGAUGACUCAUCCAAAUAGCAUUGACUAAUCCACUGAUGACUCAUCCAAAUAGCAUUGACUAAUCCACUGAUGACUCAUCCAAAUAGCAUUCACUAAUCCACUGAUGACUCAUCCAAAUAAGAGCAAACCAUAUGAAGUGCAAAAUGUUAGUUUGGGAAUUGAAGGGGCAACAACCCUGUGGAAGAUUUUAUUAAUUUUAUUUAAAUCUGGGGGAGGGGGAGAUGGGUUGGUCAUUUGGCCGCAGGGAGCACAAGAGACGUCUUAAAAUAUAGGAAUGAAUUUUAUAAAUAAUUAACCUUCUUGGGUACAUACAUAUCGGAGAGGGAAAUAGGAUGUGUAGAUUUUUACGUGGAUGACAAUAUAUUUAAAUCCUAUGGUAUUACAUUUGUGAAAAAAGAUAUGUUACAUUCUCUUUUUAUAAAUAUGGGUAUGUUUACCAAUUACGAAAAUCAAUGGCAUUAACAAAACGUGGCUACAUUUAUACAAGUAUACUCAUGAAUAUCAAAACCCAAACAUUUUAGACAUUUGAAAAUUUAAUUUUGAAAAAUGGAGAUGGGUUAAUAUUUUCUUUUAAAAAAAAUGAGAAUAUAUUUUUGUUUUUACUUUGGGAAAAGUAAAGUGGGUGUGUAUUUUUAUGAGAUUAACAAUUUAAAGAAAAAAGACACUCAAGUCUGUUAUAGACAUGAAAAACGGUUGCGAGAUUCUUCUUUAGUUGAAAGAAUUCUUUGUUUUACAAUUUUCUGAUAAUAUAUAAUUAAAAAAACAAGGCGAGAGUUUCUAUAAAUUUUUGAUGAAAAUAUCAAUAUAUCAAAUUCUUUAAUAUAAAAUAUUUUUUCAUUAUAUAUAGAGUUUUUGUUGUUAAUUUAAGAUUAUGUUUUCACAAUUUUUAGAGAAAAAAAAGUUGUAUUCCAAGGGAACAAAAGGGUUAAAUCUAAAGUAUUUCUCUAGCAUAGAAAUCAUCUAUUUCUCUAGCGUAGAAAUCGUCCCUCAAUUAACUUCUUUAGCGACAAAAGUGAUAUAAUUAGUGAUAAUUAAGAUUUGGUAAUUUAAGGUCAUUUUUAGAGCGAAAAAAAAAAGUAGUUUAGGGGUGUGAAAAGGAGUAGGGUAGGCGUAUAAUAUAUAGCAGAUUAAUACUUUUCAAAACUUUAUUAUGUUGGAAACAUAAAUAUCAUACAUAGAUACUUCUUUUUAAAGUUAGAAAUUAUUGCAAAGGGCCUUCCAUUAUCAUCCAGAAGACAUCGGGUCAUAUAUUCUAGUUAGUAAGAAUGAAUUCAAACUAGUUUUCUCUUGUAAAUAGUAUAAUUUCAGGUAAAUUGUAUCAUUCGGACACUAAGAGAAGAGAAGCAUUAUGAAAUUAAAUCAGAAUAUUUUCCCCUGUGCUGCUAUUCAAUAUGCUGGAAAGUUAACCCGUUAUCUAUAGGAAAAUCCAAUAUUUUUUUGCUAUGUGUACUGCUUUCGUAUAGUGUUAAAGAAAAUAACCAGCUCAUAACCUCAUAAAUUGGGUGGUUAAAAUUUAAAACUAAAGUUUUUAGCAAAAUCUUUACUUCCAUUAGUCAGGGAAUGUUGUACAGUGCCAAAGUGGUUAGAUCUUGUUAAGAUAAAUAUUUUCAAAUUGCAGAACUCGGUAAAUAGUUUCCUAAUGUACUUACCUCACAGAUAUCAGCAGUUGUUUGCAUCAAUGGUUACCCUUUUGUUACUGCUGGGGACCUUACAAGCAAAGGCCAAGUUUUGCUGAAAGGUGCACAGUAAGUUAAAAAUUUUUAAUAAAUUAACUCAAAAUAUAAGAGAAAGAAUUGCUUCUGGCAAGUUCCAGGUGAAAUUUGUUUAUAUUUGUCAAAAUAAUGACCAUUGUCACAAGUGGUAUUGCUCAAAUUGCAUGGCUGAAGUUACUUUCUAAAAUUAUGUAGUUCAAAUACAUGGAUCAGGUACAUGGUAUUUUCUUUAAAAACAGAAUGAGUUUAAUGUUUCUUAUGUAUACAUGCAUACUAGGUAUAAAUAAGGGCUGCAAACCACACUAAAUGCAGCAGCUCACCGUUCCUAGGACAACUGACCAGUGGGCAUUUAGUUAAUUUUUUUUUUAUUUCAAAGAAUGGAAAUACUGGUAGAAGUAGAACUGUUGGACAACUGACCAGUGGGCAUUUAGUUAAUUUUUUUUUUUAUUUCAAAGAAUGGCAAUACUGGUAGAACUGUUGGACAACUGACCAGUGGGCAUUUAGUUAAUUUUUUUUAUUUCAAAGAAUGGCAAUACUGAUAGAACUGUUGGAAAAACUUUUCAUUUUUUUUUUUUUUUUUUUUUUUUUUUUUUUUUUUUUUUUUUUUUUUUUUUUUUUAAAGAGGAUUCAGUUUUAGUGAAUGACGUAAUAGUGAUUGGCGUUUCUGAUUUUGUAAAAAAAAUGCACUGGCAAUUAAUAUUAAAUAUCUUGAGAAAAAAAUUGAUUUUAACAUAUGAUUUCCCUUUGUUGUUGAUUCAUGGAUUUAUGUUAAUUAUUGUCUUGAUAGAAUGAGUUUGGAUCAUAUGCUGAUCACAGAUGAAGGGUUAGACCUACGAGCUGCCUACCCUGUUCAAAGUGAAAUCAUUCCUGUAAGUCUUAACCCUCUGCAGGCCAAUGGUUUUGUUGUUCUUUUUUUUUUUUUUUAAGUUCAUCUCACAAAAUGUGAUACCAUAAAAGGAGUAGCCAAUUAAUCCCCGAACUGUGGCAUGCAUCAUUCUGUGGAUCCUUUCAGAGCCUUUUGACAUUGCAUUAAAUGACAUAGAAAUAUUGAUACAAGACCCCUAUAAGUGUAUAUUUUUAGAAAGGUCAAUGGAUGGGGAUAAAGUUGGCCAUAUUGCCCACCCCGUAAAAAAAAAUUUUGCUCAGUUUCCUUGACCUUGGAAUUCUCAAGAAAAUAAAAAUUGACAAAAUGUCUUGCUUUCAAGUGCUCAUAACAUCAUUAAUUUUUAUAGAUACACUUAAAACAUUGGAAGUUUCUAUCGAACCGUGUUUUUUAUCUGCCGAUUUUUCCGGCCGCCACAGCACAGAACGAGAAUGUCAGCCGAUUUCGAAGGCCUACUACAGUUCGAGGGUUAAUACGCAUCAUGUUAUAUAUUUAAUUAUUUACAAAUAAAUGAGGUUUUAAAUUCUAUAAAAUGUUCUUGAAAACAAUUGUGUGUUUUCUUACAAUCAUGAUUGAUAUGUGAAAAUUAUUUUACAUUUAACAUUUUUUUCAAACAACAUAGUGUAAAAAGGAAAAUAAAAACCUAUGGCAGAACUAGUUUAAUAUUUAUUUCAUGUCGUAAAAUAAAUUAAUCAAUUCCAUAUCCCUAAAACAAAUUAAUCUAUUUCCAUACCUAUCAUCUCAAAAUAACUUUGUUCGAAUGCCUGAGACUCAUCCUCUGAUUUAGUGAAUUCAUCCUGUAGAGGACCAUGUUGAAACUGCUGCAUUGGUCUGGUUCUUUUGAAAUCCUUUAAAGUUUAUAGUAACUUCAGUUAGUUUCGUGUCUAGCUGGCAAAAUAUUUGGCCGGCUAAUUGACCCACUUCCCAUCAACCUAUCCACCUGAAACUUGGCAUAUAGAAUCUUUGCCAAUGACAACACAUUGUUUCAAAUUUUUAGCCCGAACCCCGUAAAGUCAGUUUUUCCUGCUUUUCAAGGGGAAGAUGAAGGAAAUAUUAUGCCACUGAUUAAAAAAAAUAACAUUCCUGAUUACUGCCCUAAAUGAGAAAAAAAAUAUCGCAAGUGCAUUUGGUGCGUUACAUUUUCUUUUGUUUUUCUGAAAUAGUGUAAAAGCUAGUGGGUCAUUAAAAUAUUAAUAUAGUUCAGGAUGUGAACAAAAUUUGUGGGGGGACACGCAGCAUUAAUUGGUAUUCUUAUAAAGUGUUUUCCAUCCAUCCCUGUGGCGCUACAGCCCAUGUAGGGCUUUGGCCUGCCUCACCCUUCCUUCCAGUCAGACCUAAAUAAUGCCUUUCUUUUCCAUGCUUGGACUUUCAACUGCUGUAGAUCAUUUUCCACGUCAUCUAUCCACCUAAGCCUAGGUCUGCCUUUGAGCCUUUUUCCUCUGGGGUAUUGGUGAUGCACCCUCUUCAUUCCUCUGUCAUUUGGCAUUCUCUCUAGGUGUCCUGCCCAGCGUAGCCUGCCUCUUUUUAUUUCUGCUACUAUCGUGGGAUCCUGAUAUAGACUGUACAAUUCAUGGUUGGUUCGAAUUCUCCAUCCAUAUUCAUCCUUUGUUGGCCCAUAUAUUUUCCUGAGAACUUUCCUCUCCCAUGUGUUUAAUAGGUUUUCAGCUGUUUUUGUUUGGGUCUGAGUUUCACUUGCAUGUUACAACUGGUUUGAUUACAGUUUUAUAAAUAGUUUUCUUUGUUUCUCUUGUAAUGUUUUUUACUUUUGAGUAUUUUCUGACUACUGAAGUAUGCUCUGUUUCUGGCUGAUAUUCUUUCUUUUAUCUCUGUUAGUAAUUUAUUUCUUUCAUUUAACAAGGAUCCUAGGUAUUUGAAUUGAUUUACUUUUUCAAAAGUUUGGUUUCUAAUUUUAAUUGCUUCAUGUUUGUUCUUCUCUUAUCAUGGUCAUAUAUUUUGUUUUUGGUUGUUAACUUCCAGCCGUGCUUGUAGAGAUGGGUUUUCUAAUUCAAUAUAGGAUUUUGAUAUUUCUUUAAUAUUUUUCCCUAGCAGUGCUAUGUCAUCAGCAUAUGCAAGAUACUGAAGUGGUUGGUUGUAGAGUGUGCCCGUUGAUUGUGAGUUUUGAGUUUCCCUCAGAAAGUAUCUUGUUAUUGUUCCUCGAGUGUCAAUGUGUAUGUUUCUAAUAACUCUCUCUAAUGUUAGGUUAAAGAGCAUACAAGACAUUGAGUCUCCCAGUCUUAGGCUUCGUCUAAUAUGAAAUUCCCUUGAAUAUUCUCCUUGAAUCUUGAUUUUGCUUUUUGAGUUGUUUAGUGUUACAUGUAUUAGUAUUGUCAGUGUUUUACUUGUAUGCAUAUUUUGUUCAAUUUGAAAGUUAGAAAAUCCUUGACUAUUAAAAUUCCAAAUGUUUGAGUCUAUUUACAGCGAAUAUAUUUGUAAACAUAUAAAAUAGAUUACUAAAAUUAAUGACUAAAAUUCUCCAACGUUUUAGAAGAUAAACUUAGGUAACUAGAACACAUAAAAUCAUACAAGACAAGAUAGCCAAUUCUGUUGUAACAAGGAACACACUUUAUAUAAAAAAUUAAAUCCAUUUCGCCCUAAUUCCUCCAUUAUUUUCAUUUCUAUCUCAUUUGGGGUCAUUUGUUCAAUUCGUCCCCUGUACUAUUGUCCAAUUUGAUGCAUUUUAAAAUUCUGAUGAAGUUAUUCCCUGUUGUCUUUUUAUGUCAGUAUGUUGGGAACCACUGACUUAAAUACGACAGGAUGAACUUUUCUUUCUUUUUCUUAACUUUGUGCACAAUUUACCCCACAAAGAGGGGAGGAUCCUCCACAGUUAGGACUUAAGCCUUGCUCUUAACCUUGGUAUUUUUUAUACUUGUCUUCAAGAUACUUAAAAAAUUUUACUUCAUGUCUUUUGGUUCAAAAAUUUUCUUCAGAAUCUAAAAUUUAUGAUUGUUCAAAAUUAAUGCAGAUUUGGAAAGGUAAAGCUAAAUAUUUGAUCCUGUCAUCCAUGGAUGAUUUUCAAAUUAAUUCAAACCUACACGAAGAACUGUUGGCAGCUUGCCCGGAAGAAAAGAAAAAAGACAUUGAAGUUGUGCAGUACACAGGUGCGGGUCAUCUGUUGGAGCCACCAUUCAACCCACUGUGUAGAACUACUAUCAACCCUGCGUAUGGUAUGUUGUUUCAUUGUCAUGUAGAUGUUUACCAUUGUCAUUACAUGUGGUGCAGUUUCUGAAAGCAAUAAUUGUUUUCACAAAGGAAGAACAAAAAACAAUAAAAAUAACUCACUAAAGGUAAAGAAGGGAGGGUAGUGUUGCUUGGACCCCGAAGCCAAUAUUUGAAGGGCUGGUAUUCUACUGAUAUACCAAAAUUUGAUGGGCCAGUAUUCCAAUGAUACACAAGCAUUUGAUGGGCUUGUAUUCUGCUGAUACACCACACCAAUUACAGAGUUGAUUUUUUCACAAGAUAUUAAACUAUGUAUCAUAGGUCUUGAGAAAUAAAUUUACCAGCAAAGUCAGAAUUACCUCCAAUGCUUUGAACAUAACUAAUUCUUUUGUUAAAUUAAAGUAACUAUAAACAUAUUUCUGUUCCUCUCAGUAGAUUGUAACGUACAGCUAAGCAUACCUUUUGUAUGCAUUAUUGAAUGGAACAAUGGAACAAAAUAUUCAGCAGAUUAUUAAAAUUUUACCGUGCAGUGCAGUACAUUGAAAAGUGUAGAAAAGUUAGAUAUAUUUUGAAAUUUUUAUUUAUUUGAGUGGUUUUACUUAAGGCCAGAAAGUGUGUCAGGAUUUACAAGAAAUGUCAUUGUUUUUGUAAGUUCAUAAUUUCUAGUUCAUACUUUAGGCAUUCACAGAGAAAUUAAAUUUCUUUCUUUUAUAUGAGAAAUAAAACUUCAUACAUGAGAACUAAAGCUUUGUAUCUCUAAAAUCUUAGGCUUCUUACAUAACUACUGUGUUAGCAAUAACAGGUGAGGGUAUAACAUAGACAAGGCCUGCCUCUUGGUAUAGAGGAAUAGCAGAUUUAAAUAAAAUGUUUUGUUACUUCACUACAAAUUUGAACAGUUUAAGAUUAGGCAGGCCAGUUAUGGAGAUUAGGCUGGUCAAUUAUUGUGAUUAGGCUGGUCAUUUAUUGAGAUUAGGCUGGUCAUUUAUUGAGAUAAGGCUGGCCAUUUAUUGAGAUUAAGCUGCUAAGUUAUUCACCAUGCUUUUAUAAAAAUUUGACAUUUAAAACUUUUUUUGUGUAUUAAAACAAAGUAUUAUCUGUGUCAAACAAUCCUUUUUCAUAAAAUAAAUAAUCUCCCCUUGUUCACUUUUAAUGACAAUUACUUUUGCAAAAAUAUCACUUCUUAUUGAACUAUGUUAACAUUAAUUUUAAUUAAAAAAACCAUUAAGUGAUCUCACAAUUUUAAAAAAAAAUGAUUGUAAUUUAAAUUUUUUCAGGUAUAGUGUUGAAAUUUGGGGGUCAACCACUGGACCACGCACGGGCUCAAGUUGAUUCCUGGAAGAGAAUUUUGGAGUUUUUAAGAAAAAAUAUCCCAACAGAAUGAGGCACGCACAAACAUAAUCUCACUUAAACAUAAUCUCACUUUUUAAUCUUUGCUCAUAUUAAUCAGGAGCACGAUUAUACACUGAACAUUUGAUAUAUAAUGAAAUUGGUUUCUACCAGAGGUUCUCAACCUAGAGCCCCUGGACCACAGUCAAUUUUAAAAUUAUAUACCCGGUAACAUGGACUUAACAUGGUCCGCAAUGACACAAAAUACUCAAUGAGUUGAGAAUUUAAAUUAAUGAAAUUUUGAAGCUUUUCUGACUGUCUGAAGUGACUGCAACAAUGGAAGACCUUGACCUACAAACUGUUAGAUAAAAGGUUGCAAAGACGGAUAGGACUAUUAUAAUCAAUACUCUGAAACAUGAGUAGUAAAAAUAACUUUACAAUUAGUCUUCCCUUAGCAUCAUUUUCAUCUUGAACUGUUUGGUCAUUAGGACAAACUUCAUUAAGAAAUACAGAGGGCUUCAAACCAAACAGUGUUGAUGUGAAAGUGAAAGUAAGAUAAUGAACACAAACUGACAAUGAUGGUUUUAAGGGGAUUUUAUUUUGUUUUUCCAAGAAGUUCUGGGAUUUAAUUCUUGUUAAAUAUGUUUGGGUGGCAAUAGGAUUGUCUAAUUGUCAAAUUUACUCCAUUGUUAAAUAUGUUUGGGUGGGAAUAUAUUAUGUUGGAUAUAAGCAAAAUGCUUUAUUUGUUUUUAUGGAGUUUCAUAAAUUUUAAACAUUUAUCAUUAUAGCGCCUUUUAAGUCAAUGUGAUAAUAUUAUUAUGCUUAUAAGACUGGCAUUGAGUGGUUUUAAUAGCUGUGUAACUGAGGGAGCACUGUACAAGUAUACAUUUACUUUUAAAUAGAAUUUUGUUUGAGAUUACCGGUAUUUAUAUAAAUUUAAAUAAAAUAUUUUGAGAUUACUUUUAUACAUUUAAUUUUAAAAAUAAUAUUGUUAGAUAUUAUUUAUAAAAAUUUAAAUAGAAUAUGGUUAGAGAUUAUUUAUAUACUUUUAAAUGGAAUAUGGUUAGAGAUUAUUUAUAUACUUUUAAAUGGAAUAUCGUUAGAGAUGAUUUAUUUACAUUUCAAUAGAAUAUUGUUUUAUUUACAUACUUUGUAUUUCCUUCCUGAGCACAAGUAUUUUGUUCCUUCAAAAUUAAGAGAUUAUUUUCUCUGGUCACAUAAAUGCAUUUUGUUUUGUUAUAUUUAAGUAUGGGUAUGUUGGUAAAAAUUUAAAAAAAUACCAAAGAUUAAACUUUCACUUU
Lymnaea stagnalis (great pond snail) is the source of this 15411-nucleotide messenger RNA. The record is from the annotation of a GenBank genome assembly. NCBI's taxonomy places the organism in Eukaryota, Metazoa, Mollusca, Gastropoda, Lymnaeidae.